CUUCCACCGGCUUGUCCUCUAACCAACAGCCAAAGCCUCGCUGAUAUGACGAGGCGCAUGCGCGUUUUUGCUCCGUCCUAGGCGGUUGGAGUCAGCGCCGUACUGCUUGCCCGCAGCCAUGGCCGGGGCGCUGAAGAAGACUACUGGGCUCGUGGGACUAGCUGUAUCUGAGACUCCUCACGAGCACCUGAGAAUACUGUAUACAAAAAUCCUCACUGCUCUGCAGAAGAUCCCCAAAGAUGCAGCAUAUAGGAAAUACACUGAACAGAUUGUAAAUGAGCGGCUUAACAUGGUAAAAACAGAACCUAAUGUGCAAAAACUAGAAGACAAAAUGAAAAGUGGUCAGAUAGAAGAAGUGAUAAUACAGGCUGAAAGUGAGCUCUUUCUGGCAAGAAAAAUGGCACAGUGGAAACCAUGGGAGCCUUUAGUUGAAGAACCUCCUACUGACCAAUGGCGAUGGCCAAUAUAAUAGUCAGCAUUAUUUCAGUAACUACUUGAGAAUCGAAAAAAACACUUUAUUAAAUAUUAGUAUCAUGUUACUGAAAAUUGUUUGUCUUUAAAUUAAAGAAAAUAGCUUUUUGUAUAUGAUUUGUUUUGCCUCUAUUUACAUUUAGCAGAUGUAAAGGUCCAGUCUGACUUUCUUGCAACAAUGCUUUACUAAAACUUUGUUAAGCUAUUGGCCAAUCUGAUUAUUUUCUUUCCUAGCUCGUUGAUUUAACAAUAUAUUUAAGUAGAAACAUAAACUUUCUUCUGUGUAAUUCCCCUUCUUUUCUUGUCUGAUCCACUUCUUGACAUUUUAUCAACAUGGAAGCAAUUUUCAUGUCUCAGACUCUGGAUUGUGGCUACACUGAACUGGCUAAGGCAAGAAGAGGAAGGGGUGAACUGCAUUUUAUACAAAUGCUUGAUGAUCAGCUGUGGUGAGAUAAAUACAGAUAAAACUGUGUGUCCGUUUGAUACUUUUGAUUAAAUUGGUACGUUUGUAAAGUUUUGGAAGUCACUCUGGGGAAAAAGGAAAUAAUAAAAAACAAGUCUGCAACCAAAAUUAUUUAACUAAUGGAGGCAAAAAGUACAAAACUUAAAGUUCCGCUACCCUUCCACACGUGAAUUUUGUUUGAUAGUGUGCUGGUAAUUUUUAAGGAUUUGAGAAUCACUGAGGAUAAUCCUAAGAGUGUACAAAUGCAUCUGUAACUCAGCUCAUGCUGUGUUGAUGUGAACUGGCAUAUAGCCUUCAGAUAAAAGAACUUGACAUUCAUAAUUGAUAGUUUGGGCCACAUUGUUUUCCUAUUUACUUAAAUGGGAAUAGAGUAAGACCAUUGGUGAAGAAAAUAUUUCAAUGUGCUUAAUAAACCUGUAGAGUUCAACAUUGAAAAGCAUAACAGAAAUCACAGGGAUCAGAGCUGAGGCUAUUUUUAUUUAUUCUUUCAGUACCAUGAUCCAAGUAAUGCUUUCAAGUUUGCAAGUGACAUAUAGCCUCUGAGGAACAGUAUGUGAGCUAACAAUGCAGUUUUAUACAGAAGAACUCACAGUGAGCAUUAAAGAUUUAGAUUAAUAGACUGCCAGUACAGUCAUAUAUAAAACAGCUAGUUUUGGAGAGGCUAUUUCCUUAACUAAAAACGGUUGCAUUUAGAGACAUGGAUAAUGUUGCAGGAGAACUCUAAUAUGCAGUUCAUCGUGCAGGUACCAUGAAGUUAGCAAGCAGACUACAACUAAGAUCCUAAAAUGUUGGGUAGUUACGUGGAACUUACUUCACGUUACUUGUAUAUACUAAGGCAGUUGACCUCUUGUGGGUUAUAAUUAACAAGCCUAAAGAAAGUCAGUGAUAGAGGCAUUUUCAGCUUAGGAUAUGGCAAAGCUAGAACUCUGUACACAGUAUGCAUGUUUCAUUUGCUAAGCCCACUUGAUUAAACUGUUCUUCCCAAAUGCACCACUCCCCACACUUGUUUUGCAAAGGCUAUUUGUUUUAUUCCCAUUGGAAAAAAAUACAUAAACUGAGACGUUUUAGCACUGCUAUAUAUAGAAGAGUAUUAUUACAAAGGGUUGGAAUCCCUGCUAUGAAAAUUGAUUAUGUAUAAUGCUUUUAGACUUGAAUACUAAAGUAAGGGAUUGUCUAUAUGGCUAUCUAGUACACAUGUGCACUGUAAUAUUUUCAAUACAAGUAUUUUCAGGUAAGGAGUAGCCAACUGCAUAUGUGAAAUAUUUCAUGUACUCUUUUAAGCAAAUUAUCAGAUUAUACCCGUAAACUGACAUGGAUUGGGACCCUGCUUUGAGUUGAUACCCAUACAAAAAUAAGAGCUCCAGAAUGUUGAGAUUCCAGGUUGUGGCUGAGGAGAUAAAAGUAUUGGGCAACACCAAAUAAACAGUUAUGUGCAUUUUCAACAUGAGAUGUAAAACAUCUUUUCCAUACAAAAUUUCAACAACUUUUAAAUGAAAAGAGUCUAAGUCUUUAUCUUUUUGUGACUAAAGAAUAGCUAUUCAUACUUCAGGCAGGAUUUGAUUUGAUUUGAAUCAAACCUGUGUAAAUAUAUCAAAGUGUUUUGACCUAUAAACCUGUGAGGAAACAAAGGAAAAUGGGGCUUCAGCUACUGAGUGGUAUUUUCAGUAACAAAACUGUACAACCGUUCUGUACUGUAAUUGGAUUUGAUAUUCAGGAGGUAAUUGUAAAUAUAUAUUUUGGAUAUUCAAAAUGUAUUAAUGGUUGGAUAUGGACUCAACUUUUAGGAGUUUAAUAUCAUACAUCGUUCAUAGUGGUGGACUUUUCCUUAUGAAUUUUCACAUAAGUAGUUUGAUUUAACCUAUGCUUUUUUUGUUAUGAGGAACUAAUGAGAUCCAAAUACCUAAUAUACAGGCAAGAGCAAGCUUAAAGUUGUAUACAUUUAGGAUACUGGAGAAAUGGUAAGGAGAAGAUCGUUGGGGAGAGUAUACAGGAAAAGUAACUAACUAGACUUGUAGUAGUAUCAUCCCACUAUGUUUUGCUUUGUAUAUUUUUAAAUGUUUAACAUAUCUGUUAGAUAAUAUCUGCAUAUUAUGUGGGGUGGGGGUGUGUUCCUAUCUUUACAGCACCAAGCAUGUAUUUGGGAAAGUACUGUAAUACAGAACAAAAUAUAUAUUAAUUUACUACAUUUGUAGAAUUUCUAAAUAUUUCUAAAACUAUAUUUAUUGAAUGGACAGAGCUGUUACAGUAGCUGACCAGUUGAUGUUUUCAGGACAAAAUUGCUAGUUUAUAUUUUGUAAAUAUCUGAAUGUUUACAUUUUGAAUAAUGAAAUUCUAAAAUAUUCAUUUUAAAAGAUUAUUGCCAAGUUAAAGUAUCUUUUGGUUAUGUUAAUGAGAGGUUUUUAAUAGACUCUUCCAAUUUUAAUUGGUUCCAUAGUUUAGCUGGAUUUGUUUAUUUGUAGUAUUGCUAGUGAUCCACAAUAAGAUUUUUUUUUUUUUUUUAAAUGGUAAGGGCUAGUAUCUUCCAAGAUAAAGCCACUAGAUGGCAUUCCACAUGAGGACUGCAGUUAGGUAAAAAAAUGCAAUUUUGUUAGAUGAUAAAUGAUUAUAAGCUGAAUGAGGGUGAGCAAUGUCAGAUGAUGAAAGAGGAAUUAAAAUAAAUGGUUUUAGAUAAUGGGUACUGAGCUGAUGUGAGAUGAAGAUAUGCAAAUUAGUAUGAAUUAUGAUAUUGCAUUUAGUAGUUUUCCCAUACACAUAAAAAAAAAACUUUUCUUAUCACGUCUCCAAAGUGCAGUAGCAACUGAAACACAAAGGAAAAAGUCUUGCACCAACUCUGCUGAAAACAAGAAAAGGGAUGUAGUAGUUAAGUAGAAGUAUGUGUUGUCUUCAAAACUGUCUUCCAGUCCUUCACGCACACAAGGUAUGUCUGCACUAGUGUUUUUGGCUUUGGUUAAUUGGCAGAUUACCUCAAGGUGGCUAACACAUUUUGUAAAGUUAGCUGUGUUAGUCCUAGGACAUGACACAAGGUGGUGAGGUACUAUCAGUUAUUGGACCAAUUUCUGUUGGUGGAAGAGACAAGCUUUUGAACUUCAUAGAGCUUCUUUCAAGCUUCUUCAGCUUGUCUCUUCCACCAACAGAAGUUGGUCCAGUAAAAGAUUACCUCACCCACAGUUCCAGGCUACAAUAAUUUCUAGUUUUUGAUUAAAAUGGUAUACUUUUAAAGUUUUGGAAAUCACUCUGGAACAAACAAUUGGCGAGUGUCUAGACUAGCCUGUACAAAUACGUUAAUUACCUGGAGUUAGCUGGGAAUAAAUUAAUUAGUGGGUUGGUUGGUUUGUUUGUUUUUUUAAACACUUUAGGGAAAACAACCCUACAAUUUGCGAACACGGGUUUUCCUGCUUUUUUUCCCUAAACUGUUACUACAAGUUGAGAACCCAUUAUGGCUUAUUCCUAUAUUAAACCACAUAAUGAAAAUAAUUGCAAGGGGUUUAAUUAUCUCGGGCUGUAUCUACACUAUGGAGAUUGUGCUGGCUGUACUGUUGAUAUUAACUCUUUCCAUCGGUGCACGUUUUCUGUUGGUGUAGGAAUGCCACCUCCCUGAAUGAAGUUAGAUAUGGUGACGGAAGCAUUUUUCCAUUGACAGUGCUCAGUGUAGAUGCAGCUAGGUUGGCAUAGUUAUGUCAGCUGGGUGUGGGUUCCCCGCAUUCCCUGCCCUGACUGAUGUGGUUAUGGUGGUAGACCAAGCCGCAGAAAACAGCAAGUAAAUCAUAUGUGCUCUGCAUGAUAAGACUGAAAAUGUAACUGAUUUUAUGUUGUGGAUUCAACAUUAAAUACCAAUUGCUGGUAAUAAAGUGGGGACAAGUAAUGAAUUAGA
Messenger RNA from Mauremys reevesii (Reeves's turtle), 4805 nucleotides. RefSeq names its product NADH:ubiquinone oxidoreductase subunit A5 (gene NDUFA5). Gene Ontology annotation, biological process: respiratory electron transport chain. The coding region runs from base 119 to 469 and encodes 116 amino acids. The record is from RefSeq and is a predicted model, not a curated record. The transcript has 5 exons. NCBI's taxonomy places the organism in Eukaryota, Metazoa, Chordata, Testudines, Geoemydidae.